AAGUGUCAAGGAAGUGAAGUUUACUGGUGUCAAGCAGGUGAAGACGUCUCUCUCGAUCUCGCGAGUUUAAAGUUCUGUGCCAGUUCCAGCUACAAGAUGUCCGGGACAAAAAAAACAACAUCUGGAUUGGUGGACGACUGGCAGGCUAGGAAGACUGUAACAGAGUGCAAUCUGCGCAUGCUCGAAACUGAAGACUGCAGUGACGCCACCUUCCGGUUGGGGCCACAGAAACAAGUGGUCCGAGCUCACAGUUACGUUCUUGUCAGUCGGAGCUGUGUAUUCAAGGCCAUGUUGUGUGGCCCCCUGGCGGAGAAAGGGGAAAUAACCAUUCCUGACAUUGAGCCAGACAUCUUCAAGGAAUUCUUAAGGUAUGUGUACACAGACAAGGCUACUAUUAACGCAGAAACUGUCACAGGACUCAUGUACACAUCCAGGAAAUAUUCUCUAGAUGGAUUGUACGACCUCUGUGUAGCUUUCAUGGACGAGUCUCUGUCAGACGACAAUGUCUGCCAGAUCCUCGAGGAGUGUCAUGGUUACGGGGAACUGGACUUGGAACAGAAGGCCUUGAAGAUCCUGACAGAAGGAGGGGAGAGAGUCACCAAGUCUCCAGGAUUUGUGGGUCUUUGUUCUGAUUGUCUGGGGAAGUUCCUGAAUUCGGAGACGCUGAACCUGAAAGAGGAGGAUAUAUUUGAAGCAGUGCUGUCCUGGACAAAGGAAAAAUGCCGGAAGGAAGUUGUGUGUGACACGCCUGAGAACGGACGAAGACUCCUGGAUGACAUGAGGUAUGAGAUCCGGUUUACCAGCAUGCCCCUGGAGUAUCUGGUGAAGGUUGUGGGCCCAUCUGGAUUACUGACAGUGGAUGAGAAAAUGAGAAUAAUAGACAGAGCCGUAGACACGACAGUGGACAUAUCCCCGUUUAGACAAUCCAGGAGAAAUGCCACACAAACGUUUGCAGGGAAUCUGAAUGCACAGACUUCUACAAAAACUCAGAAUACAUCAGCUUACAGUUUUGGAAUAGCAUCGAAUACACACACUGUUACAGGGAAUCUGAAUGCAUCCUGUAAAAUCGUGAAUAGAUUUUCGUUACUGAGCAGCUGGGAAAUGCCAGCUGGGCAAAAUGCUAUCUCAUUUACACCAAGUGAGAGCAUCCUCCUUUAUGGCUGUCAGCUAUAUGGUGGGCACGAUGUUGCAGACUAUACACUGACAAUCAGAGUGUAUGACGCUAACGACGUGGUGCUUUGUGAACCAUUCCAGGACACAGUGCUGCAGAUUCAAAAGAAAAGGCAGCUGAAUAACGUCGUGUUUAAAACGUAUGUCUCCCUCACAGCAGGUGCAACGUAUACUCUCUAUGCGGACAUGAAGGGGCCUGCCACUUGUUGUGGCUUGUACGGAAUGGACACAGUAACAGUGGGGGGAGUACAGUUCACAUUUACAGACUCCCCAAUGAGUACCACCAUCACAUCCACCGGGCUGGGACAGAUACCUGGCUUGAUAUUCUGUCCCCGCUCCUAGAGAGUAUGUCACGUGUCCUGCUGACCGACACUGUGGUGGAAACCGGAUCAUUUUUGGCAUGAAAAUGAUAAACUGAGUUGACUAUAUGUAGAUUCACGACCCUCAUUACAUUGAUACAUGUGUCUUCCAGUUGACUAUGUAGAUUCACAACCCUCGUUAC
This is a messenger RNA of Haliotis rubra (blacklip abalone), 1672 nucleotides long. Its product is annotated as BTB/POZ domain-containing protein 6-like. Gene Ontology annotation, cellular component: cytosol. Bases 97 to 1512 code for a protein of 471 amino acids. The transcript is spliced from 3 exons. The record is from RefSeq and is a predicted model, not a curated record. NCBI's taxonomy places the organism in Eukaryota, Metazoa, Mollusca, Gastropoda, Lepetellida, Haliotidae. Gene Ontology annotation, molecular function: protein binding. Gene Ontology annotation, biological process: neurogenesis.